AUGCGUAUCAUCGUUUCACUGCCGAAGAAUCAGAUUGGUGAUUUACGCGGUUUUACGAAGAAAAUAAGCUGUUUGUCCCCAUCAGAUAUUCGUUCUUGUCCGUUAAUAGAAAAUGAUACCUGUAAUAUUACGGCCUUUGUUCGCAUUAUAAAUGACCCAAGUUAUUCAAAUGCCGAAAGUAUUCCAUUGGCCAUGCAAAGGGCUUUUUAUCAGUUACAAGUAUCAGAUACUCCAGUUGGAACAACAGCAUUAACGAGAUGUUUUGGAUGGGAUUCGUCAGAUUGUUUUAUGCCACAUGAUGUACAGGAGUUUGAUAGAUUGCUACUAGAUAAUUUAGAGGCAAUUGGAAAAAAUCUUAACCGAUUUACAAGUGCAUAUAUAUUAGUAUAUAUCUGUGAAUCUGAUAUCGACUUUGUACUAUCUCCGGUACUUGAUAAAGAUAUACCAGAACAUUGGCAAAGACGCUUAGCUGAAGAGAAGGCUUUAUAUGAACAGAGAAAAAAAGAAGCUGAAGAGCGUCAUUUAUAUUUGACUAUUAAGAUUGUGAUUUCGAUUACUUUUGAGUAUCAUCAAGGGUUUGAUCUCGCUAAAGUGAAACCUACAGACUCUAAAAGCUAUGGUCACUCAAAAAAUCAGGAUUCCAUCUGA
Messenger RNA from Racocetra persica, 648 nucleotides. The record is from the annotation of a GenBank genome assembly. NCBI's taxonomy places the organism in Eukaryota, Fungi, Glomeromycota, Glomeromycetes, Diversisporales, Gigasporaceae.